Molecule: messenger RNA, 438 nt
Organism: Solanum stenotomum
Lineage: Eukaryota; Viridiplantae; Streptophyta; Magnoliopsida; Solanales; Solanaceae
Exons: 2
Coding region: 1-438 (145 amino acids)
Molecular function (GO): RNA-DNA hybrid ribonuclease activity; nucleic acid binding
Source: RefSeq, a predicted model, not a curated record
AUGGCAAUCAACAUGAACGUUCAUGAGCUUCUGGUCAUUGUUGACUCAGACUUACUGAUUCAUCAAGUUCAAGGUGAAUGGGCCGUGAAGAAUCCAAAAAUCACACCGUAUGUGCAGUACAUACAGAAGUUGUGCAAGAGAUUUCGCAAGAUUGAGUUCAGACAUACUCCCAGAGCACAGAAUGAGUUGGCCGAUACUCUUGCCACCAUUGCCUCGAUGAUCAAACAUCCAGAUACAAGUUAUAUUGAUCUAGUAGAUAUAGAGGUAAAAGAACAGUCUGUUCAUUGUUCGCAUACUGAAGCAGAACCAGAUGGUUUGCCUUGCUGCAAAGCUUCUGGAACUGAUACAUGCCGGAGUUGGUGGUACUCACAUGAAUGGGCUCACUUUGGCCAGGAAGAUCCUUCGAGCUGGUUACUUUUGGAUGACUAUGGAACAUGA